Messenger RNA from Capsicum annuum, 287 nucleotides. Its product is annotated as putative disease resistance RPP13-like protein 1. The record is from RefSeq and is a predicted model, not a curated record. NCBI's taxonomy places the organism in Eukaryota, Viridiplantae, Streptophyta, Magnoliopsida, Solanales, Solanaceae.
UCAAUUAUGAGGCUUUGCGACUUAAGGUGGAAGGUCAGCUUCGAAAUCUUGCAGAAACAAGCAACCAGCAAGUAAGUGACCUCAACUUGAGCUUGAGUGAUGAUUAUUUUCUUAACAUAAAGGAGAAGUUGGAAGACACCAUUGAAACAUUGGAGGAUUUGCAACAGCAAAUUGGCCUCCUUGGCUUAAAGGAGCAUUUUGCUUCGACUAAACGAGAAACUAGAACACCUUCAACUUCUGUGGUUGAAUUUGAUGUCUUUGGUAGGCAGAAUGAAAAAAGGAAUUGA